GAAGAACGGUCGGAUGGGAUCGGGCCUCCGCUAUUCUGCGCUGCUACCCACGUCGUGAGCCGUGGAGUGGCGUUGUGGAUGGUUUUGCCGCUGUUGCACCGGUUUGCCCUGCAUUGCAACUGGACUGAGGACACUGAUCUGUACGUUCGCCCACGCCCACCCUUUCGGGAAAGAUUGCUUGGUGUAGUUCUUCGCUUGCCAUUCUUCGUUGCGCACAAGCGCUUCGUGGGGGGUAUUUUCGACACCACAAGGAGCGAAAGAGUCUGGAAUCCGCAUUGUUUUAACGAAGUACUCUGGGCGGCGGGCUCGCUGUGCUUCGUGUUCGAACUGUUGCUCCGUGUCGUGAUUUUACAGCACCUGCCACUUGUUCUCGGCCCAUACGCAAGUCUGGCGACCUCGUGUCUUGACUUUGUCCUUUUGCUGUAUGCAAUUGUGUAUCUGUGGCGAAAAAACGACGGCUACACACAGUUAUUUUGGAACGGGCUAGCAAUGGAACUCGCAGCAAACAACAGCGCUGGGUCCUUUGUUCUCCUGCUACUACAACCGGAGAACAAAGAACAACGCAGGGCACGGACACGGGAAGACGCGAAGUCCCGUGACCAAAG
Amoebophrya sp. A120 is the source of this 605-nucleotide messenger RNA. The record is from the annotation of a GenBank genome assembly. NCBI's taxonomy places the organism in Eukaryota, Dinophyceae, Syndiniales, Amoebophryaceae.